CGGAUCCGGGGCUCGGCCGAGCUGAGGCGGAGGCGCCUGCCUGCGCGCCCCUUGGGGCCACCGCCGCACCCCGCUCGCCGGCGCCUGGCUCUCAUGAUGAUGAAGAAGAAGAAGUUUAAGUUUAAGGUGGACUUCGAGCUCGAGGAACUCUCCUCGGUGCCUUUCGUCAAUGGGGUCCUCUUCUGCAAGAUGCGGCUGCUGGACGGCGGCAGCUUCACGGCCGAGUCCUCCAGGGAAGUGGUACAAGCAAACUGUGUUCGCUGGCGAAAGAAAUUCUCAUUUAUGUGCAAAAUGAGUGCAAGUGCCACCACAGGCAUCCUAGAUCCUUGUGUCUACAGAGUGUCUGUGAGGAAGGAAUUAAAAGGUGGAAAAGCAUAUGCAAAGCUGGGCUUUGCAGAUCUAAACCUGGCAGAGUUUGCUGGAUCAGGAAAUACCACCCGUCGCUGUUUAUUGGAAGGCUAUGAUACCAAAAAUACAAGACAGGAUAACUCCAUUCUUAAAGUUUUAAUAAGUAUGCAGCUGAUGUCUGGUGAUCCAUGUUUUAAAACACCUCCAUCUACAUCAACAUCUAUACCAAUUGCUGGUGAGCCUGAGUUUCUGCAAGAAGAUAGGAAAGGUGGAGAGACCCUGAAAGUCCAUCUUGGAAUUGCAGAUCUUUCAGCAAAGAGUACCUCUGUUCCAGAUGAACUCGGUGCCUGUGGACAUUCUAGAACAUCAAGCUAUGCAAGCCAGCAGUCAAAAGUAUCAGGUUAUAGUUCAUGUCACUCCCGGUCAUCCAGUUUCUCUGAGCUGUGCCACAGAAGAAAUACCUCAGUAGGAAGUACAUCAACAGGAAUUGAAAGUAUUCUAGAACCAUGUGAUGAGAUUGAGCAAAAAGUAACUGAACCCCAUCUUGAGACAGCUGAUAAAGAAGAUGUGGCUGCAGAAAAAUUUUCGAGAUGCCCAAUGAAACAAGAUUCUGUGGAAUCUCAACUGAAGCGAGUUGAUGACACCAGAGUGGAUGCUGAUGAUAUUGUAGAGAAAAUACUCCAAAGCCAAGACUUCACGCUGGACUCCAGUGCAGAAGAAGAAGGACUGAGGUUGUUUGUGGGUCCCGGGGGAAGAACAACCUUUGGCAGUCAUCAUCUUCCAAAUAGGGUAGGAUCUGGUGCGUAUGAACAAGUCGUGAUCAAACGCUAGAAGCCACCCUGAUCAACAGAAGCUUCCCACUUGUCCACUGCAUGUGGACAGUUGCUGUGUCCAGGCAUUUUCUUCAAGCACUUCAGAGAAAAUGAAGCUGUGUCCAUGAAGCCAAGGCCGAUUUCUCCUUCCACGGCACCCACCAGCCAUGCUCCCCCUCCCACGGGAAGGGAGCAUGGGAUGUGAGGCUCCAGGCAAGGUGCGCAGGCGCACCAGGUUCCUGUGGUCCCACAUGUGCUGCCUGGAAGCCUUUUUCUUCGAGCUCUACCCAGUGAGGAAUUCAGCACUUGUCUAUGACAGAGGUGCUCAACACAUGUGGGCUCCAUGUUUUUAUUUCAGUUUGACAUUUGAGGGGCAAUAGAAAUUGUAAUUUGAACCCAAUGAAUUUUUGUCGAGAUAGUUGUAUUCUCCUGUUAAGGAAAUCCUCUGUAUUAUACUACCUACAGUAAUGUACUAAGUUUAUUUUAACUCAUUUUGAUGCAAAAAUUGAUAAAUAUGUCAGUGUUCAUAUUUUGGGGAAGUGUUAUACUAAAGUCUAAACAUGCAAAAUGCUUAAUAAUCAUUCUAAAUAUAGCUGUCAUAAAUCAAAAUGACAGUUUAAGUUGGAGACAAGCUAAUGAGUGUAAAGCAAUUACUAUGCAGUGUAUGCUGUUGCUUCUUGUUAACGUUAGGCGAGCUGCAGAUCCCCCCAACAGCACGGCUUUUGUAAGAGAGUCGAAACAAGUUUACUAGUCAAUGUUAAGCUACCAUAAGGCAUUCAAACAGAAGAGCUAUUUUAAAUAACUGAACAUUAAGAUCUGCAGGCUUCAAACAUCAGAAUUCUGAAUAAGAGGGAAAUUGUGAUAUGAUCUAAAACUGAGCAGCUUUCUUUAAAUUCAGCCCUUUCUGAAAAAUGAAAAUUAUUUUGACACAGGAGGGGGACAAGACAGGCCACAGCUGCUUGGCACUGCUGGCACAGGGCAGAAGUGACCACUUAAGUUCCAUGUGAUUAGAUAUCACUUGCAUGUUUCUUACUGCAUAGUAUAACUGAUACUGCUUUUUGAGGAAAGAACAAAAUACAACAGAGCUUCUAAAAUCAACAUGUGGUUCAGAUUCAGUUUAAUUGGACAGCAGAUAGGCCUUAGGAGAUUUUCUGAUCUUAUAACAGUUUCCAUGUGGAAAGACCUAACAUUUCCUUAGAAAUCAGUCAUCAGAGAAACGUAGAGGCUGUAAAACUAAUAAUUCACAGUCUUCACUUCCAAAAUCAAGCCCAGGAACAAUAUUAAUUCAGAGUGGGAUUCCUUUGGUCAAGGUAUUUUCAUGUUGGCAAGAUAAGAAAAAAUUAUAUUAUUUUUAAUAUUCAAAUAUAUAGAGGUUUAGAAUUUUUUGAAUAGUUCAUGUUAGGACUUUUUUUUUUAACUAUUUCAAGGAUUGAAUAUUCCACAUUGACCAAAUACUAUUUUUACAAGUAGAUUCUGAAGUUUCUGAAAAGAUGAUACACCCUGUUUUGAAAUAUUUUGAAUGUUAAAAGAAAGUCUGGGUUGUUAUACUAAUUAUUUUUAAAACUUAUUUUGAAGAAAAACAUUGACCUGAACAUUUUAGUCUAACCAAGGAAAAAUGGCAAAGACUUGCUGUUUUCAAAUUAAUUUCAUUAUAUAUUAUGCAUUUAUUAUAUAUUAUGGAAAGUCAAAGAAAGUUUUAAUAGAGAAAUGCAGAUAGUGUUUAAAGGAAAUAUUUAUUAUUGACUUUUUAAAGGCAUAUAUUUUUCUAUUUUCAAAAUUUUAGUUUCUAGGCUCUAUUUUUAUUGGCACUUCUACAAAUGCCCUUAUUGUUUUAAAAAUGAUAAAACUCAAUUAUAAAUGGGGCUCACUGGGGGCGUUUGUCUGAAAUAGAAAAGGUGCUGUGGUCAGACAGGACAUUUGUCUGCUCGUCUACUCAUCCUUGGCUAACCUUGGCCUGGUGGGAGACAGACUGUCAUUGUUCAGAAUGGUACAGAAUUCUGCAAAUGUGUAGAGACUCUGAAAAGCAUAAACAUCACGACUCUACCAAUUUAGCAGCUACUAGCUAAACUGACUUAUGUUGUGGUAAAUAUGAAAAUAUAGAUUAGGGGGAAAAUAAUUAGUGGCAGCUGGGAUUCACCCUGUCCCAUCUCCAUCAACCUAUUUGGCCCUCAGAUUUCAGCACAACCACUUCAGUGUGUGUGCUGACAGCUGCCCACAGGUCUGCCUUAUUCUCUGCUUUUUCUCUUCAUAGAGCCUACACUGUUAGUAUUUUAACCACAUAGCUAUUGAAGAAACUAUCAGAUACCAAGCCCACUUCGUUUCUGUUUUGAGUUUAUAAAAUUGGAUUGAAAAAGGAGAUUCUUAAUCAUUUGCCUUUCAAACUCAGGUUUACAAUCACCUAGCCUAGGAGAAUUUGCAGAUGUGCAGAUCUUUUGCUAGUUCUGUCUUAGAGAAAAAGGCUCAUUGUAUUGCAGAGCUUUAUAUCUGAUGAGAAAAACUGAGUCUUAAAUAUCUUGCUGGGGAGGAGGCACAGGCCAGCAGAGAGACCUGCUCCCUGGGACUUCAGCUGGCAGCUGAGACCAGGUGGGAUGUGAAGGGGACAUGCAUGGCACAGAAGGUCCCAGACCAAGAGUUUACAUCUUAAUGACUGAUUCCUCUUGGUGAGAUUUUUUUUUUAAGUUUUCUGUAUACCAAUGAAUAUUUAUGCUUAUGAUUAGGAAAGUCUUGACCAAGAAUCCCAAACUCACCAUUCUGUUCCUGGACUAAAACUGUCAGAACAGGGGCAGGCGUAACAGUGCAGUGGACCAGGCCACUGUUUAGGGUGUUUCAUCCAGUAUUGGAAUGCCAGUUCGGGUCCUUUCACUGUGCUUCCCAUCCUGCUUCCUGCUGAAGGGGCCUGGGAGGGCAGCAGGUACUUGGUAUCCUGCUGCCCACGUGGGAGACACAGGUAGAUCUCUGGGCUCCUGGUUUCAGCCCUGCCCAGCCUUGGCUAUUGUAGGCUUUUGUGGAGUGAACCAGCAGAUGGAAGAGCUCAUUUCCUUUCAUAUAAAAAAAUAUUUUAAAAAAUCAGAAUAAUAUCCAAACCAGAACCUUCUGUAUUUGCCUUGUUAUACAAAGCUGUGGGCCACAGAGGUGAACCACUUGUGGCCCAUUCGUUCCUGGAAAGAAAAGAUCUCUGACCACCAAACAUUCAGAUUCUAGAGCAGUAAGUUUUAAUAAAGCAUGCAGAAGUAAUUUUAGGUUUUCUAAUUUCCUGCUGACUAAACCACACUGCGGAAGCUCAAGCUGACAGCAUUAUUAAUUAUCUUAUUGAAACACUCCAAAGUGUCAAGCUUCCUACUUUGUGUCACACUGCUCCAAGUGACAGACAGGGCUCUUAGGUAUGGCAAGUUGUAUUUUGUUUUCUUAUCAUUCUUAACCUUGAGCAGCUCAGGAAUUGUGCCUGCUCAGUUCUCUUGUUCUGAUGGUACAGCCUGUGAAUAUAACCAAGUAGUAAAGACGGAAUCGUGUUAUGCCACUACUCAUGUGUUGGCUUAGGUACUAUGCAUCAUGUUCAUAGCUGAGAUGCUCAAGAACAUGAAGUCUACAAUAUACAGGAUCGAAUAUACCUAUUAACUCAGUCUAAGACUGCUCUGGAAAGCAACAGCCUUAUUCCCUUGUGUAUGUGAUUCUCAUAAUGAUGUGUAAACACUAUAUUCUAGUUGGUUCCAGGGAUGGUCUGUGUAGUUACUCCCCCUUACACCAAGCUGACAAACUUUAGUUUACAUCACAUAUUCCCAUUUUCAGAUGUUCAUGUUUACCUUAUGUACAUAUAACAAAGCUUUCUCCUGACCAAAAGCCACCUGGAAAAGAUAUUUAGGGUAUUUACAAUUGAUUUUUUUAAACACCUCUUAUUGUAAGGAUCACCUUCCUCUUGUAUGUCUAUUUGAUCCUUUGGAAGUUGAUUCAAUGUGUAGUUAAUUAUGCAGAUGUUUAUGUAAGAUUUUAUUGAAGUGAUUCCAUGAGUAUUGUUAAUACUUGGAGAAUGACCUUCAUAUUUAUGUAUUUCUGUUUCAAAUGUACAAUAAUAAAUCCUGGAAUUUUUUUUACAAAAAAAUUUUAAUUUGUAAAGUGUUUGUAAUAAAGAUAAAUUUACAUAUGUUCAAUAAAAAACAUGUUAAAA
Messenger RNA from Ochotona curzoniae (black-lipped pika), 5322 nucleotides. RefSeq names its product family with sequence similarity 102 member B (gene EEIG2). Lineage: Eukaryota; Metazoa; Chordata; Mammalia; Lagomorpha; Ochotonidae. The transcript has 11 exons. The record is from RefSeq and is a predicted model, not a curated record. Bases 94 to 1179 code for a protein of 361 amino acids.